GAUGCGGUCGCACGACUUUUUCAGCGGAUUAACUAUGGAUCAACUGCGUGAGGGCGAGAUCCGAGAAACCAGCUGCGCUUCCCCUUUCCCUGACCCGAUCAAGCCCUCCAAGAUGGGGAGUGACUCCGCCGUCUCGGUGUCUGUCUCGGUGUCUCGGGUGAUCGGGCCGGUUGGUGGUGGGGACUGGGAGAGAGGCCAGCUGGAUCGGGCUCGCGACGAGAGGAAGAAGGCCGAGGAGGAGUGGAGAGCCAGCGGCAAGCUGACUGACGGUGUUGAGGACCGUCUGGAGGAGCUUCUGCUCCGUUAUCAGUUCAACAAGCUGAAGCAGCAGUGGUGCCAGCUGUGGCAGCGCCAACAGCAGCAGCAGCUGCAGCAGCAGCAGCAUUGGCUGCAGCACUGGCAGCAGCACUGGCAGAAGUGGCAGCAGCCGCAGCAGCCACAGCAGCAGCAGCCGCAGCAGCAGAAGUUGCAGCAGCAGCAGCAGCAGCACUCGAACCAGCAGCAUCAGCAGGAGUGGCAGCACCACCAGCAGCAGCGAUAUCAGCAGCAGCUGAAGUGGCACCAGCAGCAGCAGCAGCAACGACAGAAGCAGUACCAGCAGCAGCUGCAGCACUCGAACCAGCAGCAUCAGCAAGAGUGGCAGCACCACCAGCAGCAGCGAUAUCAGCAGCAGCAGAAGUGGCACCAGCAGCAGCAGCAGCAGCAGCGGCAGAAGCAGUACCACCAGCAGCAGCAGCAGCAGCAGCAACGGCAGAAGCAGUACCAGCAGCAGAAGUGGCACCAGCAGCACCAGCAGCAGCAGCAGAAGCAGCAGCAGCCCUCCAGGCCAGAGGAGCUGAGCCGACCCCAGCAUUGCCAACCCCAGAGGCAGCGUCAGCACAAGGCCCUCCUGAGUCCCGUCCUAAGAGCAGCCGCCCAGGCUGCAAAGAGCUGCCAUGUCAACGGCAACGUGGCCCCAAGGAGGGUCCUGAGGCAGUGAUGGACAGGGGUGGGCCAUCAGGGAUACAGAUUCGUUGGGAGGUGCUUUGGGGGAGAGACAACAAAUACAUUGACAACAAAUACAUUUUUUGUUGUCAAGGAGAUUUUUUCUUCUCAGAAAUGGGUGGAUGGGUAAUAUCAUAUAUAAUCAUAUAAUAAAAUAAAACCAUGAAAUAAUUAUAGACUACUUAUAACAUUAAAUAAAA
Engraulis encrasicolus (European anchovy) is the source of this 1184-nucleotide messenger RNA. RefSeq names its product putative cyclin-dependent serine/threonine-protein kinase DDB_G0272797/DDB_G0274007. Bases 2 to 979 code for a protein of 325 amino acids. The transcript is spliced from 2 exons. The record is from RefSeq and is a predicted model, not a curated record. Lineage: Eukaryota; Metazoa; Chordata; Actinopteri; Clupeiformes; Engraulidae.